CAGGGAUUGUUUCAGUUGCCACAACUUCCCUACGUGGUACAAGAAUUAAUGGAGCGGGAGGCUCCGACAGAGGAAGGCCUUAUACACUUAAUUCUCCUGUUGAUGUGCGGGUCAGUAGAUUUCAGGAUACCAUGGGGGAUAGCAAUCAACUGCUUGCGUCGAUUCCCACAAAACUCGGGGGUUCUGGCAAGUUUCAUUAAGAUGCAGGGAGUGACUUAUAUUGGAUGGAUUGGUUGUGUAUCAUCCGGAUUCCACAAGCGAAUGACCGUGAAACCACCGCUUUGAGCCGGCAGACUGGAUGGACAGUGUCAGUACCGGUCGUUCUCUUGAAUAACAUCCUCCACAAACAUAUAAAGAUCAGCAUGUUUUCCCGGUUAUUGGUCAUCGUGCUGGUGUACAGCAUCGUACAAACGACGCUUGCCAUGAAUUUCUUGAGGGUAACGUCGAGUGCAGAUGAGAUUUUGGUCGAUAUUUCAGACAAGGAACCUCGUCGUCGGACGGUAAAUCGAGUCGUCUUGAAACAAGAAGAUGUCUUCAAAGCUCUGCACAAGCAAGAACAUGGACCUGAACUGAUCGAGCGUCUCAACCUCAUCACCGAAAAGAAUGCGAAUUCACCGGCUUAUUCAUUUAUCGUCGCUGAUAAACACUUCAAUUACGCCUCCACUUGGGCAGGUAUGGGUCACAUGGGAAGUUAUGAAUCGAUCACUCCAGAACUUGCCAGCGUGCUCCACAACACAAUCAAGAAAGUGUUGGCCCAAAAAGAAAAAGAAAGAAAGAUACAACUAGCCAAAGAAAAAGAAGAAUUGAGACGACUUGAAAUAGCUAAAAAAGAACCAGAAAAACAAGAGAAACGAUUGGCGUUCUUGAGAAUAACCACCAAGGAAGAUACGAUUGUGCUCGAUAGUUCAGACAAAGAGCCUCGUCCUUCGACGGUAAAUCAAGUCAUCCUGACACAAGAAGAGGUCUUCUCAGUUUUGCAGAAGGAGACACAUGGACCCGAAGCCAUUCAGCUUCUCAACCAUGUCAACAAAAAGAACGCAAAUCAAAUGUCCCCUGCAUACAUCGUCGCUGAUAAAGAGUUCAAAAGCCCCGAGACUUGGUCAGGUAUGGGUCGACUGGCAACUUAUGAACCGGUUACUCCUGAACUCGCACAAGUGCUCCGAGACGCAGUCAAGAAAGUAUUAGUCCAGAAAGAAACUGAAAAGAAAGCAAAAUUAGCUCAAGAAGAAGACAAACUGAGAGAACUUGAACUAGCCCAAAAAGAAGAAGAAGAACUAGCGAAACGAUCGGCCGCCGGCUCCCACGAAAACCCAACCGAUGCUCCAGCCGGGCUCUUUUCCACCUGGUGGGCGAAGUUGUUUGGACCCAAAACCAGUAAGCCUUCACAGUCAACCGAACAAGGCCAAAAAAAACCUGGCUUCUUCGCCGCUCUGUGGGCGAAAUUGUUUGGCCGAAAAACUAACAAGCCUUCAUCUUCGGCUUCCGCCAUUGAACCCGAAAACCAAUCACCAUUAGCUCAUUCUUGAGAGAAAACUCUGCCUCAAAUAUUGUUCAACAGUCCUCGCUUGGCAGUCCCCAGUGUAGCAGACAUGUCCAGUCUUUCUUACCUUAUCCCACUUGUCAUUUAGGUCCCGAUUUGUUUCACUUUCUUGGGCUUAUUAUUCACAUUCAUUCAUUAUUUUUUUUUUUCUUGCAGUCGUAUCCUCUCGUCAUCGAGGUGUUAAUUACAUUUAAUCUGUCUGGCUCCUAGAAGUCUUACUUGCCUCCUGCCCCGUCUCUGACACCAAAAAAAAAGUACUUCACAACAAAACAAAACCUUGAGAGCUUGCGAAUCAUCCCGUUUAGUUAGAAAAUCACGACGCCAGUUUGGAACAAAUAGCAUUAUCUAUCUUCCCGCACGCGAUUCUUGUGCUCGCAAACCAAUUU
Molecule: messenger RNA, 1926 nt
Organism: Puccinia graminis f. sp. tritici CRL 75-36-700-3
Lineage: Eukaryota; Fungi; Basidiomycota; Pucciniomycetes; Pucciniales; Pucciniaceae
Exons: 3
Coding region: 225-1526 (433 amino acids)
Source: RefSeq, a predicted model, not a curated record